AUGGCACUUCUAGACGGCGGCACACUUACCCUGUGGUCGGUAUUUGGCCUUCAUGUCGUCAUAGAUAUGUAUACCGAGCUCGGCGCAGACAUCACGAAGCCCACGAAUGACUUGCGGGCAUUCCUCAAGCCGGCCAUCAAGUCUAUAUGUGACGUUCAGAUCUGGAUCAAGUCCACCAACCUGAAAGGAAUGCGAAGGGGCAAUGAUGAAGACCAAGCGUUGCUUGCACUGCAGAGUUUGCUCACGGCGUGGGAGUCGGAACUAUCCAGUCCCUGGAGCUCCAAGCGCUCCGAGCUGGAAAACCCGGGGGUGUCAUUACCAAAGAGCCAUUUUUCUUCCUUCGCCGGCAACCACUUCUCUGGGAGAUUCUGCGAGGGAUCUGGGCGACAUGAACUGACAGAGGCCGACGUGGGCAGCAUCAUCGAAGCAGCAGGCCGGGAUACAGGAACACCCUUGAGCACAGCUGAGCACAUAGCUUCUUUGGCAGCUACAAUCGACAGCGAGACUAUCUCAUUGAAGCUCAAUUACCUCGCCACGCAUCUAGCUUGCACCAAGAUGCUGGAGCUCGUCAUGCGAGCUGCUAGCGGAGACGUUGUCGGGGCAGACACUGACACCUAG
Messenger RNA from Anthostomella pinea, 618 nucleotides. The record is from the annotation of a GenBank genome assembly. Lineage: Eukaryota; Fungi; Ascomycota; Sordariomycetes; Xylariales; Xylariaceae.